AUCUGGUAACAGUAGAUCCUCAUUAGUCUUCCUUUUCUCAAAAUGUAUUUGCCAGUUUUUCAGCUUUUGUUAUUAAUGACUACCAGUGUGGUUCCUAUAACACAACUAUAAAUGGUUUAUAUUGUUAGCUUAUUACCCUAUUCUGUUAGUUCAUCUGUUUAAAUAGUAGAUUCUUUUCAUAACUGCUGACAAUGCAGUGCAUUUCCUGUGCCAUCAUUGUGAUUAAUAUAGUAAUAUUCCCAAAAGGUAUCGAAAAUUAUUACUAUGUAAUAUUUUUAGAAAGAGAGCAUUUUAAAUGGCCUAAAAGGGCGCCCGGAAGGUCAGCGUGUGAAGGAGCGGUGGUAACGCGGGUCUCCCCGCUGUUACCGAGGAGCGACGGCCGAGCAGACUAUCUCGGCCUGAGGCGGCGGGCAGAUUGCUGCGACACCAUGGAGGGCGGCGCGGGUAGUGGCAACAAAACCACCGGAGGGUUGGCCGGCGUUUUCGGAGCCGGCGGAGCAGGCUACUCGCACGCGGAUUUGGCUGGAGUCCCGCUAACUGGUAUGAACCCUCUGUCUCCUUAUUUAAAUGUGGAUCCACGGUAUCUCGUACAGGAUACAGAUGAGUUUAUUUUACCAACUGGAGCUAAUAAAACCCGGGGCAGAUUUGAACUGGCCUUCUUUACCGUUGGAGGAUGUUGUAUGACAGGGGCUGCAUUUGGGGCAAUGAAGGGUCUACAGCUAGGAUUGAGGGAAACCCAGAACAUGGCCUGGUCCAAACCAAGAGAUGGACAGAUCUUGAAUAUGGUGACUAGGCAAGGGGCACUUUGGGCUAAUACCCUAGGUUCUCUGGCUUUGCUUUAUAGUGCAUUUGGUGUCAUCAUUGAGAAAACAAGAGGUGCAGAAGAUGACCUGAACACAGUAGCAGCUGGAACCAUGACAGGCAUGUUGUAUAAAUGUACAGGUGGUCUUCGAGGGGUAGCACGAGGUGGUCUCGCAGGACUAACACUUAGGAGCCUCUAUGCUCUAUAUAACAACUGGGAGCACAUGAAAGGCUCUUUGCUCCAACAAUCACUCUGAAGAUUUUGCUAGUUUACAAAUGGAGGACACUUUACUAGUCACCCAGAUCAAUUUAUCAGUCAGUCUGGAGGCAUUUACUUUAUCUACACCUAAUCUGAAAAACUAGAGAUUCCAGUGUGCUGUGAUGAAGAUCAUGGAUGGUCGACCAGGACUGGCACUCCUUCCAGCCUUAAUGAGUUGAAGACAAAACACCCUUUGGCGGCUGAGUAACGUGGUUCUCUUAAGAAGAUCUCGCAUCUGUUUUUGCUCCUACCCACUUCUGUAAAACCACUUAAUCCCAGAAUUCAGGUCUGCCUGUCAAUACUGUAUCAGCCACAUUUGUUCAUUUAAUGAUCCAAGACUGUAAUAUUGCUCUGUAUUCCCAAUAAAGGGUGAAAAUAGAAAAAAAGAAAAAAAAAAUGGCCUAAAAUUCAGCAUUAAGACCAAGAAGUUAAAUCAGAGUGGGCUAAGUGCCAGAAUUCUGUGUAGAUCUGGCUAUAAAAUGUCACCACUCUGACAAAAAAAUCAGCUAUAAAGGAAAGUUGCUAGCAAUGACUUUGAAUAUACUUUUGCCAAAGUCCUACCAUAAUAACUGUUUUAUUGCAGUUAAGGAAAUUAUUUUUAAGCCUUAUAUGGGAAAUAAAAAACAAAACUAAAACAAGAUAAAUGUAUUCCAAAAAUUAACAUUGAGUCAUUCCUUUUGUUGCUUGAGCCAAAGAUCCCUAUAUUCAGCAAUCUGUAUAGUCAAUCUAAAUAAAUAUUUUUUCCUUAAAAA
Molecule: messenger RNA, 1812 nt
Organism: Dama dama (fallow deer)
Lineage: Eukaryota; Metazoa; Chordata; Mammalia; Artiodactyla; Cervidae
Product: mitochondrial import inner membrane translocase subunit Tim23-like
Exons: 1
Coding region: 192-1058 (288 amino acids)
Biological process (GO): protein import into mitochondrial matrix
Cellular component (GO): mitochondrial inner membrane; TIM23 mitochondrial import inner membrane translocase complex
Molecular function (GO): transmembrane protein transporter activity
Source: RefSeq, a predicted model, not a curated record